Messenger RNA from Lathyrus sativus (Indian pea), 2301 nucleotides. The record is from the annotation of a GenBank genome assembly. Lineage: Eukaryota; Viridiplantae; Streptophyta; Magnoliopsida; Fabales; Fabaceae.
AUGACAAGACGUUUGAAACGUCAACAACUUUCGUUCCUCCUAAUCAAUUAUCACAUUACCACAUCUUCUGAUGCUGAUGCUAUUGCCCGUUACCAUAUCUCACGCAAUGAAAUCAAACUUGCCCGUCGUGUGUUCGACCAAAUUCCUAAACCAACUGUUGUUUUGUGGAACAUGAUGAUCCGAGCUUAUGCUUGGGCUGGCCCAUUUCAACAAUCCAUUCAUUUGUACCAUCAAAUGUUGCAACUCAGCGUUACGCCCACCAAGUUCACCUUCCCUUUUCUUCUCAAAGCCUGUUCCGCUCUACAAGACUUACAACUUGGGAGACUUAUACAUAGCCAUGCCCACAUACUUGGUCUCACAAUGGAUAUCUAUGUUUCUACUGCUUUGCUUGACAUGUAUGCUAAGUGUGGCAAUUUGUUUCAAGCACAAACACUAUUUAAUACUAUGUCCCACGGGGAUAGGGAUGUUGUCGCAUGGAAUGCCAUGAUCACCGCCUUUUCAUUUCACGCAUUUCCCACUCAAACACUGCACUUGGUUACCCAAAUGCAGCAAGCCGGGAUUGCUCCUAAUUCUUCAACUCUUGUAUCUAUUCUACCCACAAUUGGACAAGCUAAUGCACUACUCCAGGGGAAGGCUAUUCACGCACACUCUCUCAAGAAAUCCUUUUCUGACAGUGUCAUUCUCCAAACUGCACUUUUGGAUAUGUAUGCUAAGUGCCAUCUAUUAUCUUAUGCCAGGAAAAUAUUCAACACCGUCAAUAAGAAAAAUGAGAUAUGUUGGAGUGCUAUGAUUGGAGGUUAUGUACUUCAUGAUUGCAUGACAGAUGCGUUGGAUCUUUAUGAUGACAUGGUAUGUAUAUACGGCUUGAACCCCACGCCAGUCAUUCUUGCAACCAUGCUUAGAGCCUGUGCACAACUCACUGAUCUGAAAAGGGGAAAAUUCUUGCAUUGUCAUAUGAUUAAGUCAGGGAUACACCUAGAUACAACUGUAGGCAACUCGCUGAUAUCAAUGUAUGCCAAGUGUGGCCAUAUGGACGAUUCAGUGGGGUUUCUUGAUGAAAUGAUUGCAAAAGACUCGGUUUCUUAUAGUUCUAUUAUUUCAGGAUGUGUGCAAAAUGGCUAUGCAGAGAAAGCUUUACCUAUUUUUCGCCAGAUGCAGUCAGUUGGGAUUGAACCACAUUUGGCAACCAUGAUAGCUCUACUUCCAGCUUGUUCACAUUUGGCCGCUCUACAACACGGGAUCUGCUGCCAUGGAUAUGCAGUUGUUCGUGGCUUCACUAAUGACACCUCCAUUUGCAACGCCAUUAUUGACAUGUACUCAAAGUGUGGAAAGAUUACUGUCAGUAGGGAGAUUUUUUAUAGGAUGCAAGAUAAGGACAUUAUUUCAUGGAAUACAAUGAUAAUUGGUUAUGGUAUUCAUGGGCUAUGCAUAGAAGCACUUUCACUAUUCCAUGAAUUACAGGUAUCAGGCUUGAAACCUGAUGAUGUGACCCUUAUUGCUGUUUUAUCUGCAUGUAGCCAUUCGGGACUUGUCACAGAAGGGAAACAUUGGUUCAGUUCCAUGAGCCAAGACUUCAACAUCAAACCAAGGAUGGCACAUUAUAUAUGCAUGGUUGACCUUCUGGCCCGAGCGGGAAAUUUGGAUGAAGCAUACACCUUCAUUCAAAGGAUGCCAUUUGUGCCUGAUGUUCGUGUUUGGGGUGCAUUGCUUGCUGCAUGUAGGACCCACAAAAAUAUUGAAAUUGGUGAAGAAGUGUCAAAGAAGAUCCAGCUGCUGGGACCUGAAGGUACUGGAAAUUUUGUUCUUAUGUCAAACAUAUAUAGUUCUAUUGGAAGAUGGGACGAUGCAGCCCAUAUUAGAAGCAUACAAAGGCAUCGUGGUUACAAGAAAAGCCCGGGAUGCAGUUGGAUUGAGAUCUCUGGGGUAAUCCAUGCAUUUAUUGGGGGCCAUCAAUCUCAUCCCCAAUCAGCAUCCAUAAAUAACAAGUUGCAGGAACUGCUGGUGCAGAUGAAAAAAUUGGGAUAUCGUGCAGAUUCUAGUUUUGUUCUUCAUGAUGUUGAAGAAGAGGAGAAGGAGCAGAUUCUCCUUUAUCAUAGUGAAAAAAUAGCCAUUGCAUUUGGAAUUCUAAAUACUAGUCCCAACAACCACAUUCUAGUUACGAAAAAUCUGCGGAUUUGUGUUGACUGCCACUCUGCAAUAAAAUUAAUUACUAUCUUAACAGAAAGGGAGAUAACAGUUAGAGAUGCAAGUCGAUUUCAUCAUUUUAAGAACGGAAUCUGCAAUUGUCAGGAUUUCUGGUAA